CGCGAGCCAGCAGCUGUCAGUUGCGUCUGUUAUGAAACAGCUGUCAGUGUGGUGCCGCUCUGUUUACGUAAAAUUUAGCGCAGCAAAUUUAGUUUUCCCGUACGAAAGAAUGUCGCUGCUUCCCGUGCUGAGCCGGUUGCUGCCGGUCGUGAGCCGAUCGGCGGCGAGAUCCGUCCAUAGCGGGACCGGCCUGCUGUUCCGCAGCACACCGGUGCUGUGUGCCGAACCGCUCAAGAAGAAGAAAAAGCUCGACCCACAGAUCGUGAAGCAGCGGGAGGAGCGCAAACGGAAGCGGCUGGAGAAGCAAAUUCGCCGGCUGGAGAAGAACGCCCGCCAGCUCAAACCGAUCGAGGAGCUCGAGGUGCCGAUGGAGCUGAUCGACGAGCAAAGCAAACGGAAGCGAAACGUUUCGAAACCGACGGCCGAGCUGCUCGAAAGCCGCGCCCUGCUCGAGAAGCAGUGGGCCAAGUACCGCAUGCAGGAGAAGCUGGCCGACUACCAGCUGUUCGAUCGGAUCGUGGCGGCCCAGGCGAAGGCGCUGGGCGAGCUGCAGCUCGCGUCGGACGAGCUGUACCAGCGGGCGAUACAGCCCGACCCGGCCCUGCUGCCGUUCGUGGCGCAGGGUCCCGUCUCUACCCCGCCGAUCAAAGACUACGAGCAACCGGACGGCGAGUACAUCGACGUGUCGCGGAAGUGGGAAUAGUGUGGGCCAGGGGGUUUAGGAUUUUGGGAGUGUUGGGUGUUUCUAUGGUACGAAACUAUCGCGGCGAUUAUUAUUUUACCUUACCACUAGUGUGCGAACUUUCUAUUAGGGGCCGGCGAGGGUGAGCGUUCGUUUGCAUCUCGCAAUACAGAAACAGGCAAACAUAUAUGCGUCUAUUACCAAACAAAGGAUUUAAAUCAAUCGGUGAUGUCAUUGAGAAUUUGGAGCAAUAUUCCAUUCUUGAGGUAGGUUUAACCACUUAGUGAUAGGAUGUAUGUCCCUUUUUACUUGUUUCAAAAUAUUUCCAUUGUUUUGAAGCUCAGUUUUAGUCAAAAUUAGUUGUACAGAACGGGUGGAACCUUAAAAAUCCCAAAACUGUUAAAAAAUGUAACAAUUUUAAUGUUUUUAAGACUUUGUGGGGCAUCGAGGAUUGAAUGUUUGUGUCUUGAAGAUACACAUGAAUGAAUCUUCGUUACAAGAUUCAUCAUCGCUUGGCAAUCUUACAUAUUUCAACUCGGAAAAAACAAUGGGACAUCAGAAAGCGACUUACAAACGUUCUAAAACUGACAACAAAAUUGUUUGAUCGUCCCUUCGAUUUCCAUGGUUAUCGAGAAGAAUCCUUUAAUUUUAUUUUACUUUUUGGUACAAAUGUACAUGCUCCAUUGAAAUGUUCA
Molecule: messenger RNA, 1377 nt
Organism: Anopheles arabiensis
Lineage: Eukaryota; Metazoa; Arthropoda; Insecta; Diptera; Culicidae
Gene: mRpL40
Product: 39S ribosomal protein L40, mitochondrial
Exons: 3
Coding region: 32-703 (223 amino acids)
Cellular component (GO): mitochondrial ribosome; mitochondrial large ribosomal subunit
Source: RefSeq, a predicted model, not a curated record